Messenger RNA from Ailuropoda melanoleuca (giant panda), 4452 nucleotides. It is a transcript of the gene IRF8, whose product is annotated as interferon regulatory factor 8. Lineage: Eukaryota; Metazoa; Chordata; Mammalia; Carnivora; Ursidae. Gene Ontology annotation, biological process: immune system process; regulation of transcription by RNA polymerase II. Gene Ontology annotation, cellular component: nucleus. Gene Ontology annotation, molecular function: DNA-binding transcription factor activity, RNA polymerase II-specific; RNA polymerase II cis-regulatory region sequence-specific DNA binding; protein binding. The coding region runs from base 886 to 2520 and encodes 544 amino acids. The transcript has 9 exons. The record is from RefSeq and is a predicted model, not a curated record.
UUCUGGAAGAGUCUAGCCCGGCUGACUUUGCUCUGUUCUGUGGCCCCAGUUGAUUUCCUUGCUUUUGUUCUAAUUGGUCCUAAGAGUUCCCGAGGAAGAAAGUUAGGGUGAUAACAUCUGUUAUCUAGAGAGAACCUUCUAAGUUCCAGGCAUGGCAUCAGGUGCAUGCUCUGAGCCCUCAUCCCGAGGAGGCCGAGUGCUGAGGGUUAUCCUGGGGCUUCAGCCGCCAUAUCUGGCUCUCCAAGGUUAAAUCAUGAUUCAAGGUCACCCAGCUGGGAGAUGGUGGGACUCAAAUGGGACUGCAGCUCUGUCUAAUUCCCAAACCCUUGCUCUCAUCAAUAAUCCAUCUGUGAAGGAACAAUCUAGAAGGGAUAGCUUUGAGGAUCUCUUUUUUUCUUGGAGUGUGUAGAUGUCAUAUUUGCUAAUAAACACUGGUCAGGCUGGGCAUCGAGUCUGGGAAUUGGCUCUCCACGUGGUGAGCUGCUCAUUAAAGGACCUGGAAAUGUAAAGGUGCUUAUUCCCAUCUCAUGCUAAAAAUGGAAUGGUACCCUUAGAUGUGGCUGUGUUUGCCUGGAACGGAGCAAGGGGUGAAGGCUGGAAGGAGUACCAGCCGGAGCUUUAGGACGGACAGACGUCUGGUGUGGGGCCGCUGCGGGGUUCCUGGGGAGCUUUCAGUUUUCAGGGAUUUGAGGCCCAGGGGAGGCAUGGUCUUCCCACAGCAGGUGGCCCAGGGUCCCAGCAUCCGUGGGUUUCCCCGAGGCUGGCACCUGUGUUGCGACCCUCUGAUUUUCCUAUUGGCAGUUCUUGGCUCUCAGAUACGUGGGGUGCUGUGAUUAAUGAAACAAUAACUGUAACAGCACAGAGUGCGUUCUUUUCUCUCCAAGGAUGUGUGACCGGAAUGGUGGCCGGCGGCUUCGGCAGUGGCUGAUCGAGCAGAUCGACAGCAACAUGUACCCAGGGCUGAUUUGGGAAAACGAUGAGAAGAGCAUGUUCCGGAUCCCUUGGAAACACGCCGGCAAACAAGAUUAUAAUCAGGAAGUGGACGCGUCCAUUUUUAAGGCCUGGGCAGUCUUCAAAGGGAAAUUUAAGGAAGGGGACAAGGCUGAACCAGCCACUUGGAAGACAAGGCUACGCUGUGCUUUGAACAAGAGCCCAGAUUUUGAGGAAGUGACAGACCGGUCCCAGCUGGACAUUUCUGAGCCAUACAAAGUUUACCGCAUCGUCCCCGAGGAAGAGCAAAAAUGUAAAUUAGGCAUGGCGACCCCUGGCUGCGUGAGCGAGAUCACCGAGAUGGAGUGCGGGCGUUCCGAAAUCGAUGAGCUCAUCAAGGAGCCUUCCGUGGACGACUACAUGGGCGUGGUCAAACGGAGCCCCUCCCCGCCCGAGGCCUGCAGGAACCAGCUGCUCCCGGACUGGUGGGCACAGCAGCCCAGUGCAGGCUUGCCACUGGUGACGGGGUACGCUGCCUACGACGCGCACCAUUCAGCCUUCUCCCAGAUGGUCAUCAGCUUCUACUAUGGGGGCAAGCUGGUGGGCCAGACCACCACCAGCUGCCCCGAGGGCUGCCGCCUGUCGCUGGGCCAGCCGGGCCCGCCCGGCGCCAAGCUGUACGGCCCCGAGGGCCUGGAGCUGGUGCGCUUCCCGCCGGCGGACGCCAUCCCCAGCGAGCGGCAGCGGCAGGUGACGCGGAAGCUGUUCGGGCACCUGGAGCGCGGCGUGCUUCUGCACAGCAGCCGGCAGGGCGUGCUGGUCAAGCGGCUGUGUCAGGGCCGCGUGUUCUGCAGCGGCAACGCCGUGCUCUGCAAGGACCGGCCCAACAAGCUGGAGCGCGACGAGGUGGUCAAGGUCUUCGACACCAGCCAGUUCUUCCGAGGUCUGUCCCUUGAGCCCGAGGAGCGGGGGGCACGGGGUGCAUGUGUGGGGGGGUGGCAGUUCCGGUCCUGCUCUGUGCUUUCUCGCCCAGCAACCCUGGGGCACCUGUGUGUAGAACGGGGGUGCGGACACAGCUCCUUUCCUGAGUGGCUGUGGGGAGUGUUAAGGACUCCCGCACCUCCAUCAGGGACUGUCCGCAGGUCCUGGCAGCCGGUAAGAAAUGCAGAGGCGCGGGCCCCACCCCCGCCUGCAGGGCGAGACCCGCGUUUUGGCAAGGUCCCCGGGGAUCAAGGUGCACAUUCUGAGACAGGCAUCCUGCCCUGGUGCUCCUCCUGGAAGGUCGGGGCGGCCCUGAGCUCAGCCGCCCNCUACAACAACCAGAGCCGGCUUCCCGACGGCAGGGUAGUACUGUGCUUCGGAGAAGAGUUUCCAGACAUGACCCCCUUACGCUCCAAACUCAUCCUCGUGCAGAUCGAGCAGCUUUAUGUCCGGCAGCUGGUGGAGGAAGCUGGGAAGACCUGCGGCACCGGCUCCAUGGUGCCGCCUCCCGAGGACCCCCAGCCAGACCAGGUCUUCCGGAUGUUUCCAGACAUCUGUGCCUCACACCAGAGACCUUUUUUCAGAGAAAACCAACAGAUCACGGUUUAAGCCUGCCUCUUGGGCACCCCAUCCUGCCCACAUCUCGCGUUUCCCUAUUACAAUUACUGUCGUAAUUAUUUAAGGAUGUCGAUCCCUGUGACCUGGGGCGGGAUGCUUCACUCUGCUCUUAAUUCAGUAAGGGCGCUCCCUGAGGACUUGACCUUUGCAGCGGAACAGGAGCCUGGUGCGGCUCUGAAACAUGGAAACGUCCCCAGAUGAUCUGGAUGCUGUAACUAUAACCUGUGAUUCAAACAUUUAUUUCCCGCAUUUCCCCUAAUUAUCAUUAGUUGCUAGAUUCUUCCAGCAUUUGGGGAUAACUGGCUACUAGCACAGAGCCGCCCCAGGAAAAAGAUUUGGAGUAGAAGGUCAUCUUGUCAGAACAAGGCUGCUUUUUGUCUUCCCUUGUGUUAGAGCAAUAGCUUCAGGAUUUCAUAUGUGUGAUCCCACGUGGAGUAUCUUUACUUUUUCAGCGUAUUAAUAAGAUAUAGAAAUACUUAGAUAACAGCCUCCCUUCAGCAAGUGAAAGCAAGACUCGGGGCUUGUGGGAGGCCUGCCCCCCAGCAGAUGAACUGGUGCCGUGACCAUCUUCCCUGUGGGCCUUACUGCCCGGAAGCUUAGAGCUAAAUUUGUUUUUCAUUUAAUUAAAUCAUUCCCUGAUCCCUUGCUCUUUUCUUUCUAAAUGGUUUUGACCUGUUUUAAAAAUAUGCAUACUUUACUUGUCCUACUGUAAACUGCUUUGCAUUUUUUUUUUUUAUAAAGUGAGCAGGCUGUAAACCACAAAUUCAAAAAGUAAUGGUAGAUCUGUACAAGCAUUUUGAUUGUGCCUUCGAUUCUGUGCACCCAGAGCCCAGCCGGUGGUGUGGAGCGUGGGUGCACGCCUCGGGCGGAUUGGGGAGUAGGUCACCGCCACCCUGGUCCUGGGGCGGAUGGCAGGGACAAUGCCUUCCCCCUCCCUAGGACUCCUCGAGGUCCGAGGUGGCCUCGGGCCAUACCAAAUUCUAUUGGGUCGAGUAGUAUGGGGGGACCCCAAGGGGGCCUUCCCAGUUUGAGCCCCAGAAGAACUUCGGCUGUUGGCUAGUGAAGAAUAUGCACUUACUGCCCCCACACGUGUCAGAACGGCGAGGACAGGUCAGCUGACCUUCUGCGGUGCACAACACAGCUCCACAACGGCUCUAAAACCAUUUUCAUGGUUAAAAAGCACUUGAACAUUUUUUUCCGGGAAAAAAAAAAUGUGUAUUUUGCUCCAUUGGGUGCCUCUUCCCCAUCGGUGCCUGGGUGAUGUGCCGGACGGAGGCCGGCCAGCCAGGCGGGCACAGAGCAGGUGUCUGCCCUAUGCCCCUGGGGAGCCAGCUCCCCGCUCAGUGUGGACACCAGGCAGGGCUGUGGGGGCUCCGGGGGCUCUCCUACCACACUCUGGGGGGUGGGGACGAGUCUUUGCCCCAUUCUUUUCCCUUUGUACCCCAGCCUGGUCCCCACAGGCCCAGGCUCAGCCUCACCGUGAAGGGCAGGAAGGGGCCUUACCUGUCGACGUGCACUUUGCGAAGUGGGGGAAGCUGGAGUUUGGGGGACAGGAUUGCCCCCCCUUAGCUAACCUGGCAGCCUUGUCACCAUGAGUCUGACUUAAAAUCCAAGCCGAAGAACGUCCGUUCCCCACGACCGCUUCCGUGAAGGUGAUGGAGGCGUGGUGUGUGGACCGAGGCUUUGUCAUCGUUGGUCCCUUGAACUGUUUGAAUUCACCUGAAAAUAUAGGGAAAUUCAGCAAAAGUGGCUUUUCCAUCUGUUUUCUGAAAUUAUGUCAGAACAGUGGGUUUUGGUCUCCAGCUCAAACAAAUGGUAAAGCAUAGAUCUUGAAUAUGGUAAAUGAAUAUUUAUUUUUGUAUCCACUUAAAACAUUGAUCUUUUUUGUUCUUCAUUAAAAUAAAGUGCUUUUUAAAAAGCUGA